CUGUGCAGAGAUCUUACAGAGGGGAUUCUCACAACCUCCAUUUCGGUUGGUCCAGGUACAAUGCCCAGCGUAUUUGAGAAAAUCACAAGAGUUGUGGUCCAAGAGAUGGAUGCUAGAGGGGAUAUGAUUGCUGUCAGAAGCCUUGUCGAUGCUAACAGAUUUCACUGCUUCUAUCUGGUGUUGGAGAGGAGAAAUUUCUUGGGAUGCCGGUACUACAAGACAGACCUCACCCUGAAGGACAUACUGGAGACAGAGAAGGGUGAAGGGCAGUUUGAUGAGCUGGAUUCUGGGUUCCAAGGUCAAAAGGCUGAGUUCCAAGUUACAGACAUGGUAGACUCAAAGGGAAUGUUGACAGUGAAAUCACCCAAAGAAAUAACAAUUGCAGGGGCCUUCCACGGCUCUCAGGAGCAGAGAAUCGAGAUAUUGGCGACUCAGAUAUCCCCACAAUAUCUGGAUUCCCUUGAGAACAGGAAGCUGAAGAGAAAACUACCUGCUUUUUUCCGAUCAAUCCAGACAAAGAGAAAAGACCUCUAUCUGGUGACAGAAACUGUGGAGACAACAAAGAAGGAAACCCUGGAAAGUAAAUGGCAGUGUACAUUAUGGAGCAAGAUAAAUUUUGGCAGUUUCAAAUUGGAACACAAGCACCAAAGGGCAGUGACCAUCCCCCCGAAGUGCGUCCUGGGCUAUCGAAUAAAGCAGCUCGUCUUCCCCAACAUGGAAAGGAUGAAUAUUUGUUUCUUGGGCGAAACAGAAUCCUUUCCAGAAGAGAAAGAUGGUGGUUCAUCUUGCUUAGGGAAGUCCUUGAAUUUGGAGGAUUUCAGAAACAUGAAGGAGAAGGUGCAGGACAUGGUGAUAGGCCUCCAGGAUCUGACUGAGGAGGAGCAAAAAGAUGUGCUAAGCUGCCUCACUGAAUGCCUCAGCAAGGAUGGGCAGCUGCAGGAUCUAGAGCAAAGAGUGUCUGAGGUCCUGAUCUCUGGUGAGCUACAGACGGAGGGCCCAGCAGGUCCUCUCAUAAGUAGCCUUUUUAACGAUGCUGGCAUCUUGGUACAGGCGCGCAUAGAAGCCAUUCUGGAUGUCCUGGAUGCCUUGAUGGAGCUGUCUGAGGAGCAGCAGCUUGUGGCUGAGGCCCUAGGGAAGGGGACUCUGACCCUGUUGAAGGGCCAGGUUGAGUCUAUCCUGGAGCAGAACCCCGGUGAGCAGCCCCAUGAGGUGGGCUGUGACCCUGAGGCACGGAUUCUCUGUGCUCUCUAUGUUGCUGUUUCUAUCCUGCUGCAGCUGAGUGAGAAGCCUACCUCUGUGUCUUCCUAACUGUAUGUUAGCUCUUUAACCAUUCUCCCCACUAGCCUCUGGCUGCUCCCCUUCCCAGUCUAUCUUUAUCCUGCCUACCCGCCUCAUCACCAGAAUGUCUUUAAAACAAGCAGCUGGCUAUUCUUUGAUAAAUCCUAUUCCCUACUUGAUAAUGUCCAAAAAUCAGCCUGGAUUGUAUGCUUGGCCUUCUGAUUAAAAGUGGCAGAUUGAUCAUA
This is a messenger RNA of Ceratotherium simum simum (southern white rhinoceros), 1523 nucleotides long. It is a transcript of the gene GSDMB, whose product is annotated as gasdermin B. Gene Ontology annotation, molecular function: phosphatidylserine binding; phosphatidylinositol-4-phosphate binding; phosphatidylinositol-4,5-bisphosphate binding. The record is from RefSeq and is a predicted model, not a curated record. Gene Ontology annotation, biological process: defense response to bacterium; pyroptotic inflammatory response. Lineage: Eukaryota; Metazoa; Chordata; Mammalia; Perissodactyla; Rhinocerotidae.